AUGGGAUAUCUGUGCAUGCAAAAGCCCAAGAUUGAUCGGAAGAAGCUCGGGGCGCUUAGCAAGGUUACGCCUUCCUCCGUCAGAACUGUCCACACUAAGGGCCGGCGCACCCUCGAGAAAUGGGAGGAGACGGUGAUAUCCGGGGCUACGAAGAAAGCCGAGGAACAUGAACGAAUCGAUGAGGAUAACCCUGAUGAGGCUGUGGAGGCUGCACAUGUCGAGGAUACCGAGAAUUAG
Molecule: messenger RNA, 237 nt
Organism: Penicillium roqueforti
Lineage: Eukaryota; Fungi; Ascomycota; Eurotiomycetes; Eurotiales; Aspergillaceae
Exons: 2
Coding region: 1-237 (78 amino acids)
Source: RefSeq, a predicted model, not a curated record